UUGCGCCCACCUCAUACCAAGCUCCCCUCAGGUCUCAUCUUUUUUGUUAGAGCCGUAAUCGCUGUGCCCACUCCUCCACCUGUUUCUUUUCUCCACAACACCCAGUCGCGCCAUAAUAACAAGUUAUACCUCCCUCCACCCAGAAAGUCCACCCAGCUGUGCGCAGUCCCUAGUUCCGCUUCUGCUUGUUGUCUCUCUGCACGUGCCUUCCCCUCUCCCGCCAUGGCUCAGGAGAGCUGGGAAAGAGAGCAGGGCUCAGCUGGUUGCAAGCAAUCCGACCGGAACAUCCUCUGCGCCAACAACUGCGGCUUCUUCGGAAGCGCCGCGACGCUCAACAUGUGCUCGCAGUGCUACAGCGAGCACGUAGCCAAGACCAUGCAGGCCGCCGCCGCUACAACAACAGCAACAACAGCAACAGCUGCAACCUCUUCCAACUCCACCCUUUCCGCCAGCCCUCCGCGCUCCGACUCUCCGGUAAUCUUUCGAACCGACCCUUGCCCAAGCGGCGCUACUAGCGGCAGCAGCGGCGGAAACGGCGCCACGCCCUCGAGCGCUGGAGACGCGGAGAGCAUCCAGCGGACGAGUCUGAGCACCCGCGUCAUGCCAGCUGAGCCGCGCGGAGAUUCGUUUCUGAACAGGAAGGCGGAGGUUGACGUACGCGGGCAAACGCAGCAGCCUGCGCUGUCGAGUAUCGACACCCGCGCCUCGUCUGCUUCUCCUUCCGUCGCUGCCUCUGCCGCUGCCGCUGCCGCUGCGGUGACGAGUGUCGUCCCCGCUCCCGCGAAGCCGUCGAGCAGCAGCAGUCGCGCGAUUCGGUGCACGUCGUGCAAACGGCGGGUGGGACUGACGGGGUUCAAGUGUCGGUGCGGAGACAUGUUCUGCGCGAUUCACAGGUACUCGGACAAGCACGCGUGCUCGUUCGACUACAAGUCGGCGGGUCGCGAGGCCAUCGCGAAGGCGAAUCCCGUCGUUAAAGCGGACAAGGUGGCGAGGUUCUGAUAUGGAGGAAGAAAGGGCGUAAUGGCUGAGGGGCUGUGGACAUAUAUGCACGAUUUGGAGUCGGGAAAGCGGGCAAGGUGGCGGUUGCUGGUAGCUGAGAGGCGCGCGACGGACGGACUGAACAGACGUGGAUGACUUGAAACGCCGUUAGUGGGGUGUCGUCGCCGUGUCGCCGUGUCGCGAUGCGCGAUGUCGUGAAGGCACGAGGAAAGGGGAAGAUAGUGCGUUGAUGGUCCGCCCCUGUGUUGCGUUGCGAGAGUCGCUGGCACGUUCACUCGCCGCACUUGCUGGUUUGCUCGCCGCACUUGCCGGUUCGCCUAAUGCCUCCUGGGUUUCCCACGCCCGCUAUUUUCUCUAGCCUGCCUUCCUUAUCCCCCUUACUCUACGCCGCUUGUUUCUUUUGCGUGUGAUACUGCUACCACGCGGAACAUACUUACAUCCAGAAUCCCUGUAGAUUGUUUUUAUUCCAACAAUUUUCAGUGUUUCACAAUUACCA
This is a messenger RNA of Closterium sp. NIES-67, 1495 nucleotides long. NCBI's taxonomy places the organism in Eukaryota, Viridiplantae, Streptophyta, Zygnematophyceae, Desmidiales, Closteriaceae. The record is from the annotation of a GenBank genome assembly.